AAAAAUGGAACCACGAAAGGAAGAAUCCAGUGAUAGCUUCCAUGGCAGUUUGGAAGAUACCGAGGAGAUGACGUCUAAAGACAUUCAUAUGCUCAACCACAUGAAGAAGGUUACUAAAAGAUCUCAAACCAAGAUCAUACUAGAUGCAGAGAAAAGUCAAAAUAAAAAGAAAAUGGCCAAAGGUAAAGAGGCAGCGGGAAAGAUCAAGCUUUCAAAGCUCUCUAGCUCUGAUCAUGACUCAGAGGAGAUCUCUGAUUGUAAUGAAAAUAUCGAAGAAAAUAAUAAUCUGGAGGUGAAGAAAGUCCGAGCAUCUCCAUAUAGAGGUGGGCACUAUGAGACUGAGCCAAAACCCACCCGUGUAUUCGAUUUUAGGAUUAUAGACCACUGAGAUGUCGAUGGCGUCCUCAUUCAUGAUAAUAAUAAGCCUUUAGUUAGGAAUUCUGUCUAUCGAGGGGCCCCUAAGAUAGAUGAGGCUAAGUACCAAGAAGAGGAGAGCACACCAAUCCCUAAGGCUAAGUUCAUCAUUGAUGAAACUAUUGAAUAUGUCAAGGACUCUUCAUCAGAGAAUUUUACAGAACAGGUCUUAGGCUCCAUCCUGGAGACCAAUGCUUCUGAAGUCAUGUAUUUUCAGAAUCCUGAGGGUGACAAGAAAGAAGACUCCGAAGAAUUUUUAGUCACUGGGUCUACUAAUGACAGCCCAAUGCUCAAAAAGCAGAGUAUCUCUACAGGUGAAAUAGAGAAUGACUACCAGCUUAGCAAGAUGGUCGUAGUCACCAAGAGCCAGAAUAAUAGUGGAACCAGUGGCAAGAAAAAUUUCAUGGACUCAGAAGAUGACUACCUUAAUAAUAACAAUGAAGAAUACGUUAUAUUGGCAAGCCCUGGUUGCGAAGUAAUCAAAACUUGGAGAGUCAAAAAUAUGGCUGACCACAAAUGGCCGAAGGAGCCUUAUCUCAAACCUCAGAAAUCUUGGGUAUCCUGUGAACUACCAGUGCUCAGAAGGCUUCUCUCUGGAGAAGAGAUGGAGAUAUCAGUAAGGAUCUUCAUUGAUGAAGAAGCUCUUGAUGGCUCAGUUAUCCACUAUACUUUCUUUGUAUGCACAAAGAAGUACCAGAAUAUCGGUGAAGCACUCAAUGUCACAGUCAAAGUUGACAAGAAAAAGUUCAAUGACAGAAUUAAGGCUAAGAGAGAACGAGAGGCAUACAUGAAGGAAAUCAGUGUGAAACAGUUUAACAAGAUGUUUACUCAUAAGCCAAAGCAUUAAGAAUUCAUUCUGAAUAACUCUUCUUCAAUUUAAA
Moneuplotes crassus is the source of this 1295-nucleotide messenger RNA. The record is from the annotation of a GenBank genome assembly. NCBI's taxonomy places the organism in Eukaryota, Ciliophora, Spirotrichea, Euplotida, Euplotidae.